This is a messenger RNA of Microthlaspi erraticum, 597 nucleotides long. The record is from the annotation of a GenBank genome assembly. Lineage: Eukaryota; Viridiplantae; Streptophyta; Magnoliopsida; Brassicales; Brassicaceae.
AUGCGAGUUGUCAGAGAGAAGUUGACUUUCGAUGCUUCCUCCGGCGUUGGAGUAAUCUCACUAAACCCAACAUUCUCUGUAGGCUUAGUUUCUCCAUAUUAUCAACAAGCAAGUGACGUCAACAAAAUGUUACAGAAUGAUGUGACAAGAGAACUGUAUCGUGAGUUUAAGCGUCUCCAGAACAGAGCCGUGUAUUGUCUGAGAGAGAAAGACAAAGUACUUGGAGAGGCGAACAUAAAGAGCAAAAGAAUGGAGGAUUCUUUGAUGCAAGCCGUAUUUGAUGUCCAUGCUACGAAGAACAAGGAAAUCGAAGAAGCGAACAGAAAGAACAGAGAGAUGGAGGUUUCUUUGAGGCAAGCCUUAGCGGAUGUUAAAUCUUGGAAAGCAGUUGCGGUUAAUGCGAUUCAACAAAACGCUUUGGGUCAAGAUCAUUCUAAAAGGCUUCAUGAGAAGAGGAAGAGAGAAACCGAAGAGAGGAACGCUUAUAAGAGAUUUGCAGAGGACAAUGAAUCAUCUACUGGUGAGAAUGGAGAUGAUGAUGAUGAUGAUGAAGACGACUCACCAUGGACCCGGAUGUUUAAACGACGUUGUCUUUGA